AUGGACGACCCUGUCUGCAGACGACUGCCGCGCUGUACGGGCUUCUUCGUGCUGCUGCUGCUGCUAGUGUCGCUCUCCAGUAUCUCUGCUGCCUCUGAAACUCUCCACGACGAGACCACACAAUCGCCCACGCCCUCUCUAGUCGCGAGUAACAUAACCGCCGACGCAACGACCAACUCGGUGGCUGAAGAUGAGGAGAGUUCCAAGACGCUCUUGCACGAGAAACUGGCGGUACUGGAGGCUUGUGGCUGGCUGGUACUACUGCUGUACACGCCGCUGUCUCUGGCCGUCGCGUGGCGCACGUCACUGCACUUUCUGCACUCGAGUCGGAACGCCAAGAAGGCUUUUCAUGUGAUGCUCUUGGUGUCGACGCUGCUGCAGCUCCCAGAAGCGAUCGAGUGGAUCUGUUACCCAAUGGUGACGGAAUGGAAGGCCAUGUACGUCUGCCGCCUCUACCCGUUGCUGCUUCUGUCCUUUUGCAAAUCAUACCUGGCUAUCUGCUGGGCUGGCGUGGUGGCAGCAGGUCAGCUUAUGGCACAACGACGUACAUCCAAGCUGAUUGUCGUCUUCAACUCGCUGCUGCUACUGUGGGGUGUGGUGGUGUCCAUCUUGCUGUGUGGAUAUCGCGACGACGGCGACGGCCAGUACAGCUUUAUGGGGAGCAAGCUUCGAGUCAUCUUACUGUACUCGGGUGUGGUUGUCGUGCUGACGUAUGGGAUUCUGUUGGGCUAUCAGGGUUUUCGCUUACGCCGUCGUCUGCUGCAUGCGCGCGGUACCGUCCUCGCUUCCAGCGUAGAGAAGUCUCUUAACCAGCUUAUGCUCGCGAUCGUCAUCUUCAUCGUCUCGGACAUGGCUCGCUUGCUGGCACUAGUGCUCAACUUAUCCGGCGCUGCCAUGUCCAUGAUCGUGCACCUUGUCCUGUACAGUAUUCUCCCGAACGUCCUUCCGACCAUAUGCAUGCUGUAUCUCAUGAGGAGGGUCACGGGCAGAGGGAGCAGCCACGAGGGGGUCAGCCACGUCAAGGUACUUGGUGGCAAGUAUACGUUGUCAGAAAAGCACCUGCCGGAUUCUUGCUCGGACGAAAGUAGCAGACGAUGCACUGGCAGCGACGUAGCUUCGUAUGCUUACAACGAGAGCGCUGUUGCCGGAGCGGAGUGGGACUUCCAGAACCAGCCUCGCUAUCUUCGCCAGCAACAGGAUCCCAUUUACAGCACUAGAGAAGCCCGACAGGCCCCGGCGUUAUGCUGGGUCCACGAGUCCACGGAGCUGUGCUGA
Peronospora matthiolae is the source of this 1275-nucleotide messenger RNA. Lineage: Eukaryota; Oomycota; Peronosporomycetes; Peronosporales; Peronosporaceae. The record is from the annotation of a GenBank genome assembly.